GGCGUAAUGUUCCGUUGGCAUGCAAUGCAUGAGUCCGCUCAAGUAUAGUUCUUUUCUCUCCGCCAGUGGUGCUUUGCAGUUGCUGUUUAAAAUUAAAGUGAAAGUAAAGAAAUAAGUGAAAGUGCAUCUGCAGAGCUUUGACGGUGACGUUAUUAAAUGAAUAUAAGCGCAUUAUAUUGGCACAAAUGCUCAGUAUCAUCCGAUAUAGCCAGGUCUCCUCAAUUAGGCUACAUGCGAGCAAUAAAAUCAAAUUUUAUUUGCAUCGCAAAAUUUCACCGUCAUUAUUUAAAUUUGUGGAUACCUGUACUCUUCGUUCUCUGCAUCAACACGUAGAGAAUAUUCAUGGAAAACAUCUGCAAUACGAAAUUUAAACAAUUUUGAAGUGUAUAUUUUGUUAAAGAUAACCUUCAUUGUGGGUUGUGCUUUCAUUAGUGUAAGCUAGUAAUUAAAACUUAUUUGUCAUUUCUCUCUCUCUCCCUCUCUCUCUCACACACACACAUGCACACACACACACACACACAGUUUACUCAGGUUGGAUAGCUAUAAUCAUUUCUGUUAAAAUAAAAUGUUAUAUCCAAACAAGUGUCUGCAGUUCCACUCUCCAAUAUACUUACUGCUUUUUCUGUGGGCCAGUGAAAAUUCAGCCUUUGGAACACCACUAGCCACAGUGCCUGUGCUGCAGGUGUCCAGUGUGCACGGGACUUCACUAGUGCUGAAUGGAACCGUGGGGGAGUCCAUUGUGCUGCCCACGGAUGAGGAAGGACCAAUCAGAGGACCAGGCUACAUGGAGUGGAGAAAGAACAAUACUAAUGUCAUCCAAUUAGUGCGCGAGCAGGACAGCUCACCUUUUGAAACCUGGGCGACAAAUGCAACUUUUAAAGGGAGGCUGAUUGUGAAUUAUGAAACCGGGGCUCUGACCAUUAGUUCUCUGAGAGAAGAGGAUUCUGGGGAAUAUGUCUUUAAUGGUUUACGAUCAUUCGUGUCCCUUAGGCCAAAAACGAUACAACUACACAUUUAUGAGAGGAUUGUUUCAGUGCAGGUAACCUCCCAGGUGAAUAACAGCACAGACGGCACCAGCUGUCACGUGACCCUGAGUUGCAGUGUGAUUGGUGGCAGCCAGGUGGUGCUGUCCUGGAGCAGAAAUGGAGAGAACAUUGCUGGAGCGGAGAACAGAACUACGCUGAGUGUAUCCCCCACCCGUGUAGAAGAGAACUACACCUGUACAGCCAUUAACCCCAUCAGCUCACUAAACAACACAGUGACAGCCGGGCCCUGCCAAACAGGUCUAGAUUCUCCUGGUCUCUCGCUGUGUGCGCUAAAGUCAGUGCUGUUCUCCCUGGGUCUGGUUGCCAUGGUUUCGGCUGUCAUUGCAGUUAAUGCCAGAGAGAGGUGCUGCAGAGAUCAAGGAGGAUGAAUCUGUCAGAGUGGUGGAGAGAAUUCCUACCUGAAAUAGUUGUGUGUGUGUGUGUGUGUGUGUGUGUGUACGUGUGUGCAUGUGUGCGAGUGUGAGAGUGAGUGUGUGUGUGUGUGUGCAUGCGCAUGCGUGUGUGCGUGUAAGUGCGUGUAAGUUCUUCAAGACUGAAAAAUCUAUGAAACAGGAAGAGGUGUGGCCUGACUGGUAUCUGAUCAGGCGGAAGCUUUUUCAUUAAGGAUGACAGAUUAAAACCGAUGAACUGAAAUUAAAUUACAAAGCAAGAUUUAAAACAAUGGCAUUGAAUUCAAGUUUUUCAUUUGAAGGGAUGUGUUGUCAGUUUCUCAGAAACUUCUCUAUCAUUAUAUUAUGUUAUGUCAUGUUAUUUGGGGUCAUCCAUGUCUUCUGGUGGAAAAUUUGAACAAAACAAUGCAUCAUUUAAAUUGUGCAUGACAUCUUUCGGCAGUGGGUGAAGUAGAAAAAACAAGUGCCUAUACAGGAUAAGAGCUAAACUUCCCAUUUUUGAGCAAAGAAAACGUGGAAAAGACAGGUUCCCUUGCAGCCACCAUUGUUUACAGAAAUAUACCGUCAUUUCAACGAGUCACUUAACAACAGUUGCUUGCCAUUCAGUUCGUGAGUCGCUGAUACGCUCACAAUUCUAAAUUUAGUAAAUGUAUCGGGAGGCAGAAUUCCAAUCUCCUAACCAGCGCGACAAGAGUUUUCCUUUAUUCUGCUAGUGAAAAUCAGCACAUACAAAUCGGCAGCCUAAAACUAAGAGUCUUAUCGUGGUAAAUAACUGUAGCGUACAUACGUAAAUCCACCACUAAGUACGCAAUAAGUAGUAAUUGUGCGCAUAUAGGCAGAAAUCAACAGUAUCGGUAUGGAGUACCGUCCUUAUUUAAGCAGUAUUUAUCUGCCGCUCACAGCUCUCUCGUGUCGUUCUGACAGAUGAUUUGCUUUGGUUCGUUUUUUCGUUUUUGGUCUCCGCCGUUUUUAAAAAUGAUAAUUCUGUAUGCAGUCCAAUUAUUGUUUGCUGUACGGACAAAUACCUCCACUUCCUGUUUCCCUCACAAGCAGAAGAGUGAAAGGCCACUCAAUGCGGAUGUGGACUCUUAUUUCUUACAAAUAAAUAUACUAAUUUAUGGAC
This is a messenger RNA of Anguilla anguilla (European eel), 2558 nucleotides long. Its product is annotated as SLAM family member 5-like. Lineage: Eukaryota; Metazoa; Chordata; Actinopteri; Anguilliformes; Anguillidae. The transcript is spliced from 5 exons. The coding region runs from base 566 to 1414 and encodes 282 amino acids. The record is from RefSeq and is a predicted model, not a curated record.